Molecule: messenger RNA, 435 nt
Organism: Ectocarpus siliculosus
Lineage: Eukaryota; Phaeophyceae; Ectocarpales; Ectocarpaceae
Source: the annotation of a GenBank genome assembly
AUGGGGGCAACGCAGACUCAUCCAAGACUACCACAACAGGGAUACGACCCAACACAGACGGGGGUUGGGGUAGGACCUGAUCCUGCGCUUGAAGCCUUCAAUGAAGCCCCCAUCACGGGUCUUCUAUCCGAGGUUCCCGGUAUCGGACCUGCGUUCUCAGGCCUACUGGGAGAAGGAGAAGGCGAGGACUGCAUCAAGAACACGUUCCAGCUGAUCGGGAAGUUCUUGGUGUUGCGAACAUCGAAUGAAGAAGAUGGAAAGCUGAUCGAUUGCGUCGAGCACUGCGAUAAAUUUUAUUGGUGGCUGCAGUCCAAAGGAAUCGGCGGUGUUCGUGGUCGCAUCGUCCAAUGCAUUGCCGAGAAGGUCAACAUGUCAUACCCUGGAAUAUACAACAGUAAGGCGUGGACUGGCCCCAAGGCCGAGGAGAAAAAUUGA